Tauraco erythrolophus (red-crested turaco) is the source of this 486-nucleotide messenger RNA. Lineage: Eukaryota; Metazoa; Chordata; Aves; Musophagiformes; Musophagidae. The record is from RefSeq and is a predicted model, not a curated record.
AUGGCGAUGGACGGGGCAGGCAGCCCCACCUACAGUGACUUCUUGGCUUUCCUGGACAAGGAGCCCCAUGCCCUCACCUCCUUCCACGUCAUCGAGACGCGGGAGCCACCCCGACGCCUGGCCCUAACGCCCACCCACCUGCUCUUUGUGUCUGAGAACGCCUCAGCACCUGCCACCCGCUUCCGCCCCACCUUCGCCAGCCGCGUGCGCCCUGGACACUUCGUGCUGGUGGCAGCGGGGGGGGGUGGUUUGCAGCCCGCUGAGGUGGUGGGGGUGCGGGACCGGAGGGGUGUGGGAGCCUACGCCCCGCUGACACGCCAUGGGACGCUGGUGGUGGACGGCGUGGUGGCCUCGUGCUUCGCCCUGGUGCAGGAGCAACAUCUGGCACAGCUGGCCUUCUGGCCACUGCGGCUCUACCACAGCCUGGUAGGGUGGCCAGGGGUGCAGGGGAAUGGCAUGCACUGGUACUCGAGGCUGCUCUACCAC